Glycine soja is the source of this 1840-nucleotide messenger RNA. RefSeq names its product probable pectinesterase/pectinesterase inhibitor 12. Bases 1 to 1674 code for a protein of 557 amino acids. Gene Ontology annotation, biological process: cell wall modification. The transcript is spliced from 4 exons. The record is from RefSeq and is a predicted model, not a curated record. NCBI's taxonomy places the organism in Eukaryota, Viridiplantae, Streptophyta, Magnoliopsida, Fabales, Fabaceae. Gene Ontology annotation, molecular function: pectinesterase inhibitor activity; pectinesterase activity.
AUGAAUAGAGCUUAUUCUUAUCAUAAACUCUUCUUCCUUCUGUUUGCUAUCUUCUUCUCACAUACUUGUAUCAACUCUUCUAAUACUUCUACAACAGUUCAAGUCGAUCUCUCUUCCAUAAGAUCUUUCUGCAUAACCACCCCAUACCCAGAAGUUUGUUUCAAUUCACUGAAUGUGUCCAUCCCAAUAGACACAAAUCCAAACUCAAACAGCUACUUCCUUCAGUCCCUCCAAGUAGCAAUAUAUGAAACCACUAAGCUGUUAAAUCUCUUCAACAAUGUUAGACCCUCAAACAUCAAAGAGAAGCAAAAAGGAGCAAUUCAAGAUUGCAGGGAACUCCACCAAUCCACAUUGGCUUCUCUAAAAAGAUCACUAUCGGGGAUCAGUUCCUUCAAAAUAACCCUAAUUGAUGCAAGAAUAUACCUCAGUGCAGCCCUGUCCAACAAGAACACAUGCCUAGAAGGCCUAGAUUCUGCUUCUGGUACCAUGAAGCCAGUUCUGGUGAAAUCUGUGGUCAACACUUACAAACAUGUAAGUAAUUCUCUUUCAAUUCUCUCAAACCCUGAGAUGGGGUCUCCUGAAAACCAGUCUUUGGUGGGUGAUUCAAAGUGGCUAUCUAGCACUGACCUAGGGUUCUUUCAAGACUCAGAUGGGGAUGGAUAUGACCCAAAUGAAGUGAUUGUUGUGGCUGUAGAUGGAACUGGGAAAUUUAGCACCAUCACAGAAGCCAUCGACUUUGCUCCAAAUAACAGCAGGGAUAGAACAGUGAUCCGUGUCAAAGAAGGGAUUUACAAGGAAAAUGUGGUAAUCCAAAGCUAUAAGAUCAACAUUGUGAUGCUUGGCGAUGGAAGUGAUGUCACUGUCAUAACUGGUAACAGAAGCGUAGGUGAUGGAUGCACCACUUUCAAUUCUGCAACUCUAGCGGUUUCUGGUGAAGGAUUUCUGGCACGUGAUAUAGCUUUUAACAACAGCGCAGGGCUAGAGAAGCAGCAAGCAGUGGCCUUGAGGGUAAAUGCAGACUUAACUGCUUUUUACAGAUGUGCAAUUCAUGGUUACCAAGACACUUUAUUCGUUCACUCCUUUAGACAAUUCUAUAGAGAGUGUGACAUUUAUGGGACCAUAGAUUUCAUAUUUGGAAAUGCAGCAGUGGUUCUACAAGGAUGUAACAUUGUAUCCAAAAAACCACUGCCUGGCCAAUACACUGUUAUCACUGCACAAUCCAGAGAUAGCCCAAAUGAGAACACUGGCAUCUCAAUCCAAUACUACUCAAUCAAAGCUAACUUUGAUGACUCUAGUGUGAAGAGCUACCUUGGGAGGCCAUGGAGGAUAUAUUCUCGCACCGUUUACCUUGAGUCCUACAUUGAUGACUUCAUUGACCCAAAGGGUUGGACAAAGUGGUCUAAUGAGCAAGGAUUGGACACCUUGUAUUACGGAGAGUUUGACAAUUAUGGACUCGGUUCCAGCACUGAUAACCGUGUACAAUGGUCUGGGUACCAUGCAAUGGAUCAUGAUGAUGCCUUUAAUUUCACAGUUUUAGAGUUCAUUAAUGAUGGACAUGAUUGGCUUGAAUCUACUUUGUUUCCUUUUGUUGAAGGGAUUUGUGUUUGGAACGUUGCAUUCACGUUCCACGUUUUUUUUAUAUUUUAUUAUUUUGGAAAAUUUAGUUAUUUCUGAAACUAGUUCAUUUUUCAUCCACAUUCAAUCCAUAUUUUUGCAAAUAUAUUUGCAACCACCUUCAGUAACAAAUCACGUACCCAUCCUUUAUCUCACGUUCUGAUAAUAAAGUUGAGUUCUGUGAUGGACAGACUCUAUAAAUAGGAUGAGGUGCUCUCAGUUUUGU